GUAUGCCGAGCCAGCAGCAGCUCCGGCUCCAGAUAAUCAGAUUACGGAGCUGAAAAACAUUCUAGCGGCAUUCAUGAGUACCACCCAGGCAACUGUCACGAGGAUGGACCAGAGCAUAGCCUCACUAGAGGCAGGUCAGAGGAACCAAGGUGCCAUUUUGCAAGAUUUACAGAACCAGAUGGGUAGCAUGGCUCGCCAAAUUAAUACCCGGGCCCCGGGAACUCUACCUGCCACUACCAUCCCCAAUCCAUGGGAGCCGCACCAGCAACUGAAUGCCAUCACCACCAGGAGUGGCAAGUCCACAUCGGCGGUACCUUCGCGGGCUAGGGAGGAAGAGCCACUGCCUGCUUCAGCACUUCCAGCCGAUGAUGUAGAAGUGAGGAUGGAGAAGGAAGCCCCUGCUCCCAAGCCACAACCAGUGGCUAAGGAGCAUGUACCCCAGCUUCCCUUCCCCACUCGACUACAUAAAGAUAAGCUGGAGACUGAGUUUGCCAAGUUCAUGGCAAUGUUGAAGUAUCUCGAUGUCAGCAUAACCUUCAUGGAGGCACUGUCGAAGAUGCCCAAGUACGCCAAGUUCAUGAAGGAUCUCCUCAGCAACAAGAAGAAACUUGGGGAUCUUUCGACAGUGAUGCUGAGCGAGGAGUGUUCUGCCAUCUUGCAGAACAAGCUGCCCGUAAAGCGCAAGGACCCAGGGAGUUUCACUAUCCCUCUUAAUAUUGGCAGCAUGCAUAUAGAGAAGUCCUUGGCGGACCUAGGCGCUAGCAUAAAUGUCAUGUCAUACAAUCUGUUUAAAAAGCUAGACCUAGGUGAACUUAGCCCUGCUAGGAUGAGCAUUCAGUUAGUUGAUCGCUCUAUUGUGCAUCCUAGGGGUAACAUAGAGGAUUUGCUUGUUAAAGUAGGCGCAUUCACAUAUCCUGUUGAUUUUGUUGUUCUGGAUAUAAAUGAGGAUGUGGAUGUGCCUUUGAUUUUAGGUAGACCAUUUCUUGCCACCGCCAAGGCACUAAUUGAUGUGCAUAGUGGUAAACUGAUCUUGCGUGCUGGGAAUGAACAUGCUACUUUUUCUGUGACUGACCUUGAUCAUUGUGAUAUGCCUGCUGUCACACCUAUGCAUGCUAUUUCUCACCAGGUCCACGAGCUUGUCCUGUACCCCCCUGUGCAUCUCAUUUUGCAGGACCCCCCUCUCACGCCUUCCCCGCCACUCCCGGCAACCUCACUUCCCAAUAAAAAGCUCAAGGAGGAGUGGCGGCCGAAGCCGCAGGUGGCUAAACCUUCUCGGAAGAAAGGUGGAGACCACUAUGAGCUGGUCCCACCUCCUGCACCACGACCACCCUGGCCAUCCGAGUACUCCCUCUCCUGCAUCUUGCCGGAUGGCCAGGUCGAACUGACCAAUGCUGGUGGUCGCACCCGUCGGGUGCAUGGCCAAAAUUUGAAGUUGUACCUCAAGAGCGAUGUGGAUCCGCUCUUGGAGGCACCUAUUCCUGCACCCCGCUGAGUAUCCACCAUGGGCGUCCAGCUAAAAGACGGUAAAGAAGCGCUUGUGGGGAGGCAACCCCACCACGGUUUUCAUUUAUUCCUUUUGUUUUGGGUCGGAUUGUAAACUGGUUUGGUUUUGGUUUGUUUUCUUUUUGUUUUGGAUGAUGUAUUAUUGGGAUAACAAUUGGACCUAACGGAUUGUGUUUGAGUUCUUCUGUUCCCUUUAGCUGUGCGUUGUCCCUGACUGGUCCCCUCUCCAGUCCUCUUCACACAGACUGGUCCGCUUCCCGUCUCAUCUAGUCCGUGCAAACCGGUAACAUCGUUCCCCUUUAUCCUUUCCUCUUCUCCAUUGAGGGCAAUGUCGAUCUUAAGUGUGGGGGGGUGUUUCUCUUUUGACUGCAUUAGAUCUGUUUGUGUGCUUGGAGCCUAGUCCACUGUCCAAAUUUUUAAAUUUGAGGGCUCCAAGUACGUGUUUCCUUGCAAAUUGUCUGCUCAGUAUGCUUUGAAUUGACAGUCUCUAUAGUAAUGUGCAACCUAGGGAGGUAGUGUAGCUCUAUGGAGGAUGUUGAAGUAUAAGAUUUUUCCUAUAUAGCUCUCUGCUGUGCCAUAUGAUUUUGUGAAUUAGUGGAGCUAGGACCGUUGAAUUCAUGUGAUAAUGGUGACUCUAUUUGGAUAGUGUUAUGGACUCGUGUAUCGAACAGGGUGCUCAUGUGAAAAAUGAAAUGCAGUUGGUCCU
Linum trigynum is the source of this 2209-nucleotide messenger RNA. Lineage: Eukaryota; Viridiplantae; Streptophyta; Magnoliopsida; Malpighiales; Linaceae. The record is from the annotation of a GenBank genome assembly.